Molecule: messenger RNA, 4288 nt
Organism: Musa acuminata subsp. malaccensis (wild Malaysian banana)
Lineage: Eukaryota; Viridiplantae; Streptophyta; Magnoliopsida; Zingiberales; Musaceae
Product: receptor-like protein kinase HSL1
Biological process (GO): protein phosphorylation
Molecular function (GO): protein binding; protein kinase activity; ATP binding
Source: RefSeq, a predicted model, not a curated record
CACGGAAGAGGAACGAGACACAACGAGUAGGGGAGGAAUCGCGUUCUCCUCCUUUCUUCGCUGUAGAAUAGAAUCGCCAAUGGUUCACGUGAAAGAGGAGCCCGUCCCCACCGACCACCCUCACGUCAAUCCCCCCUCACCCUCAGUAGCCAACAGACGCAAGGGAAAGCCUCCUCCUCCUCCUCCAUUGCACAAACGGCCGCCACCCCUCCACUGACCUCUUCCCCCUUCCUGCAAUGGCGGCACCGUUCAUGUGGGAACGGUUUAAGGUCAGUGUGAAUCGAGGUCUGCAUGCAUGCUUGAUCUUCGUUUCCUUUUGCUUAAGACAAAAGUAGUGAUAGCAGCAAACAGAUUCGUAUUGUGCUUCAUCCGAUUUCACAGGGCUUUGAGUCUGCUGUUGUCUCAGCAUUUUGGCUUGGCGUGACACUCGAAGAACAGAUAGAAACUCCAAUUCAUUCAUACUCAAUUCGGUGGUUAGACUCCUCCGACGAGAGCGAGAGAGAACGAGAGAGAUUCCAUUAACAACACUGGCCUUAUCCACAAAUAUACCUCAUCUUUGGAAUUGGCAGUCCCUCUGCUUGGAUUAGAUGCGCUAAGCCCAUCCGUCCCACCAUCUGCAUCAGGGAAUCACUUCUUCCCAAAGAUGUGAGGCAAUUGUCGUAAAGAGAGAUUCCUCCACCUCCUCCUCCUCAAAUUCGACUUCCACGCCAACUCUUCCUCCUCGAGAGGGAUAUGUCCUCCACAGCAACCAUGUGAAGAAGCAUUAUGGCAUGUUGCAUUAAUUCUCCAACAUAAAGCGUUGGAUAUAUUCUUACUCCAAGCACUCGCACAUCGUCCAAAAUCUUCCAUGCCGACCGACCCUUGGGUUCUCGUGCAAUCAAUCUAGGAAAUGACAGCUUCAUCUCUUCCUCUUCCCUCCUCCCCCCCUCUGCACCUUGUUUUUACUACGGUGGCUUGCGCGGAGAAAAGGCAUCUGAUUUAAAAGCCUUCCGAACUGCUGCAGUCCCUUUCCGAUGCCUCUCACCCUUUUCCCUCUCUUUUUAACACCCCAUCGUUCCAAAGAUCACACGCACACUACACUACCACUACACUGCGGUGGAGAACACCGGCACCAACAUGCUCUCCCUCUCCCCUCUCCCCUUCCUCCUCUCCCUCUUCUUUCUUCCUCAGCUCUCCCUCUCCCUCAACCGAGAAGGCCUCUCCCUUCUGCAAGCUAAGAAUUCCCUAGCUGACCCCGGCAACGCCCUCUCCGACUGGAACCCACUGGACUCUACCCCAUGCAACUGGACUGGAGUCACCUGCGGCUCCACCUCACUCGCCGUCACCUCUCUUUACCUCUCCGGCUUGGCUCUUGCAGGCCCCUUUCCUUCCGCCCUUUGUCGUCUCCCUCACCUUUCUUUCCUCUCCCUUGCCUCCAACGUGCUCAACGACACCCUCCCCUCCUCCUCCCUUCUCGGCUGCUCCUCCCUCGCCUACCUCGACCUCACGCGGAACUCCUUCGUCGGCCCCCUCCCUUCUUCCCUCCCUUCCAUCCUCCCCGACCUCGUGCACCUCGACCUCAAGUUCAACAACUUUUCAGGCGACAUACCGCCUUCUUUCGGUCAAUUUCCCCGUCUCCGAAUCCUCUCCUUGGUGGCCAACCAGCUCACCGGCCCCGUUCCUUCCUUUCUCUCUAACGUAACUUCUCUUCGCGAGCUUAACCUUUCUUAUAACGCCUUCUCUCCCUCCCCCAUUCCGGUUUCCUUUGCCAACCUGACUCAGCUCCGCAUUCUCUGGCUCGCCGGCUGCAACCUCGUCGGCCCUGUUCCGCCGGACCUUGGCCGCCUUUCGUCGCUCGUCAACCUCGACCUUGCUUAUAAUUCGCUCUCCGGCCCCAUUCCCGAAUCGAUCACGGGGCUCUCGUCGGCCGUCCAAAUCGAGCUCUACGCCAAUUCUCUCUCUGGUACCCUUCCCCGUGGCCUCUCCAACCUUACUGCGCUCCGCUUCUUCGAUGCUUCCAUGAACAAACUCUACGGUCAUCUUCCCGAAGACAUCUUCCUUGCUCCCAAUCUUGCAAAUCUCCAGCUUUACGAGAAUAACCUCGUUGGUCUUAUUCCUCAGAGCAUUUCCCGGUGCAAGAAUCUCGCCGACCUCCGUCUGUUCUCCAACCAGCUCGAUGGUCCUCUCCCUUUCGAUUUCGGCAAGCAUUUCCCUCUCGGUUUUAUUGAUCUUUCAGAUAACUUCCUAUCUGGCGAGAUUCCUGCGAGCAUCUGCGACGGUGGCGUGUUAUCGGAGCUUCUUUUGCUUAACAAUUCAUUCUCAGGGAGCUUGCCGCAGAGUCUUGGCCGGUGCACAUCCCUCACCCGCGUGCGAUUACCCAACAACCGCCUCUCCGGCGAGGUCCCCCCUGCUUUUUGGGGCCUACCCCAUGUGUGGCUUUUCGAGCUCUCCGGAAACUUCUUCUGCGGCAGCAUCUCACCGGUGAUAUCAGGCGCAGCUAAUCUCUCCAUGCUACUAAUCUCCGAUAACCAGUUCAGUGGGCCAAUUCCAGAGGAAAUAGGAGCUCUUUCGAACUUGUACGAGUUCUCUGCCGCCAAUAACAUGCUGUCUGGACCUCUGCCGAUGGGUCUGCGGUACUUGACCAAGCUGGGAGAGUUGGACCUCCAUAAUAACUCCCUCUCUGGUGAACUCCCCCGAGGAAUCCUGUCAUGGAAGAAGCUUAGCCAGCUGAACCUCGCUGACAACGAUAUCUCCGGUGGGGUCCCGCCGGAGCUUGGGGACCUCCCGGUGCUCAACUAUCUCGACCUCUCGGGCAACAAACUCAGCGGAGAGAUCCCAAUGGAACUCCAGAACCUAAAUCUUAUCGAAUUCAAUCUCUCCAACAACCAGCUCUCCGGCGGUCUGCCUCCUUUGCUUGCGACACAGACAUACCAAAAUAGCUUCUUGGGCAAUCCGGGUCUCUGCGGGGAAUUGAACGGUUUCUGUCCCAGCCCGCGAGGUGUCAAACCGGAGCGCCAUGUAUUCGUCUGGCUGCUUCGGUCGGUCUUUAUACUUGCUUCAUUGGUGCUCGUGACUGGAGCAGCUUGGUUCUAUUGGAGAUACAGAAAUCUGAAGAAGGCAGCGCUUGGUAUGGACAAUCCCAAGUGGAAGUUCACCUCGUUCUAUAAGCUUGGUUUCAGUGAGGAGGAGAUCCCGGUUUCCCUCGACGAAGACAACGUUAUCGGUAGCGGAGCUUCCGGUCAAGUCUACAAGGUGGUGUUGAGCAAUGGAGAGACCGUGGCGGUGAAGAAGCUCUGGGGAACCUCCAAGAAGAACGACAUAGUUCCGAGCUUCGGCGACGGUUUCGAAGCCGAGGUGGAGAUGCUGGGGAAGAUUCGUCACAAGAACAUCGUGAAGCUGUGGUGCUGCUGCACUAACAUUGACUCCAAGCUUCUGGUCUUUGAAUACAUGCCGAAUGGAAGCUUAGGUGACCAGCUGCAUGGCGCCAAGGGAGGUUUGCUGGACUGGCGAACGAGGUACAAGAUUGCACUGGAUGCGGCUGAGGGUCUGUCGUACCUUCACCAUGACUGUCUUCCGCCCAUCGUCCACAGGGAUGUUAAAUCCAACAACAUACUGUUGGAUGCAGAGUUUGGAGCGAAAGUCUCCGACUUUGGCGUCGCCAAAGCCAUCGUGAAGGGACCAAAGUCGAUGUCUGUGAUUGCUGGCUCCUGCGGAUACAUCGCACCAGAGUACGCCUAUACUCUCCGGGUUACCGAGAAGAGCGACAUAUAUAGUUUUGGGGUGGUGAUUCUGGAAUUGAUCACGGGAAAAUUUCCUAUGGAUCCUGAGCUUGGAGAGAGGGAUUUGGCGCAGUGGGUGUGCAGCACCUUGGAGCAGAAAGGAGUGGAAAGCGUGAUCGAUCCCAGGCUUAGUCUCUGUUUCAAGGAGGAGAUACGCGAGGUGCUCGCCGUUGGCCUCCUCUGCACCAACUUCCUCCCACUGAAUCGGCCGCCGAUGAGGACGGUGGUGAAGCUGCUGCUCGACGUGGCUCCUGUCAACAAGUUGAAGCCGCCAUUGAAGGACCUAAACCCAUCUCCUUGAGUGCCCGAUACCGUAGAAUGUGACAACCUGUGAUUCCUCCAGCGAAUAGCUUCUCCUAUGGAGGGUUCUGCACCAUUACACUGUGAUGAGAAUCGAAUUAACUGUGCUACUAUAUCUGAAGGAAUUUGUUCCAAUGCAUCCUUCCCAGCAAGCCAAUCAUCUUCGUUGCUUAGCGGAUUUCUGUGGCCGUCGCCACCAGAGAAAAAAAAAAGUAUUUGUGCUUGCCAUU